AUUCCGAAGGCGAACUCAAUUUUAUUUCCUUUUCCACUUUCAUCCCAAGUUCCAAACAGAGCCUAAAAAAAACUUCCAAAUUCUCUUCUCACUCUACCUCUACUUACGCCACGUGCCUUCCGAUCAUCUCUUCAGCAUCAACAAAAAAGCAACGUUUCAGAAACAUACCCAAGAUGUCAUGCUUUCUGGCAAUUUUGCGAUGUAUUUUAGGUGUUGAUGAUAACCAAGAAGAAGAAACUCGGCUUAGAAAUAGUAAUCGCUAUAACAGUCCUUAUUAUGACACUUCUUCUAGAGGCUAUGUUCCUCCUACAACCACCACCACCACCACCAAUGCCACGACUUAUGGCCAGAUACGGGAACCAUCUGGUGCCUAUAGAACUACCACAUCCGGUGCCUAUGGAACUACCCCAUCCGGUGCCUAUAGAACUACCUCAUCCGGUGCCUAUGGAACUACACCAUCCAGUGCCUAUAGGACUACCCCAUCCGGUGCCUAUACGACUACCCAGACUCCUACCCAAAGCUAUUCCAACUCAUUGAAUUCAACUCCAACUAAGUUGCCUGAGACACCAAAAAUUUCUUUUGUUAAACCAAAGGCAACAAUACAUUCAUCAGUUGUCAAUAGACCAGAGGCCUCUAUAAGAACACCUGAUAAGUCCCAUGAAGCUGCUGCUCAGAAGCCAAAGCUAUUGCCUCCCUCACCCUUCCCAACUGGUUUUUCUCAAAAAAAAGCUAUAAAUCCCGAGACUGAUAAAACAACUACCUCAUCCGGUGCCUAUGGAACUACACCAUCCAGUGCCUAUAGGACUACCCCAUCCGGUGCCUAUACAUCUACCCAGACUCCUACCCAAAGCUAUUCCAACUCAUUGAAUUCAACUCCAACUAAGUUGCCUGAGACACCAAAAAUUUCUUUUGUUAAACCAAAGGCAACAAUACAUUUAUCAUUUGUCAAUAGACCAGAGGCCUCUAUAAGAACACCUGAUAAGUCCCAUGAAGCUGCUGCUCAGAAGCCAAAGAUAUUGCCUCUCUCACCUUUCCCAACUGAUUUUUCUCAAAAAAAAGCUAUAAAUCCCGAGACUGAUAAAACAUCUCAACAAAAAUCACAAUUUGGAUUGUCUUCAUUUUCCUUUCAACCAUCACCAUCUUUAUCCAAGUCGCUUGCUUCUUCCGCAAAGACAUUGCCAUCUGUGUCCACGCCACCUCCACCACCAGUUUCAUCAUUGUCUUCGUCUUCUUUUGGGACACCUCCAUCAUCCCCCAAGCCCCAUCGACCUUCCACUAAGCCAUUUUUGUCUCUGGCUCCAUCUAAUCCAACAAAUCCAAAUUCAAAAACCGCUUAUAUUUGGGUUGAGAAAGAUGCAUCUCCUAUUUAUGCCAUUCCUGAGGAUUUCAAAGAUUUGAUCAAGAACGAUGUUGUGCCUGGAAUUCUCGAAAGGCCUUUGUCCCCAUCAACGUACAAGGAUUACUUUGAGGCCCUACUUUAUGCCGAGGAUUUCUACCUUGAGAAAUGGGAUGGGUUUGAAAUGAAGAAUGUGACUUUGAAGUUGGAGGAAGCAUCGAUUUAUAAGAGGAAAGGCAAACACAACAAGAAGAAUGUGGAUGAUGAGAAGGAUGAUAAAGUCUUUGUGACAUUUGAGCUUGACUCCAUUCCUGAGAGAAGGCCAUUCCUUUUAUCCAGGGAUUUUGUCUACGUAUCGCCUUCAGGCACGAGAGCUGAGCCAUUGCAGGGUCUUAUCUACCGCGUGGUAAGGAGUAACCGUGUUUUGGUUGAUUUUGGCGAAGAUUUUCAUGUUCAGCAUUACUCGGCAUGCAAAUACAAUGUCAAGUUCUCUUUUAACAGAGUCUGUCUAAAACGAGCGCACCAAGCCAUCGCAACAGCCUCGGAUAAUUUAUUCAGGAACUUCCUCUUCCCUGAUUCGAUAUCUAAAAACAGCCUUCUUACUGCUCAACUUCCAUCUAUCGAUUCAAAUCUGGACUGGCAUCAAAUCUCUGCUGUUCGUCAUAUUUUGAGCAACCAAAAUGCGGUUCCAUAUCUCGUGGAGGGACCAAUCGCCGUUGAUAGAUCAAAUUUUUUAUCUAUAACCGGACUUGUUGUAUGUGAAGCAGUAAUCCAAGUGUACCGAACAUCUCCCUUAUGCCGGAUUCUCAUAUGUGCUCCAACAAAUAAGGGAUGUGAUGUCAUUACAAGAAGGUUGAGGGGGAAGAUUCCAGAAUCUAAUAUCUUCCGAGCGAAUGCUGCAUUCCGGGAGCUUGAUGGAGUUCCUGAAGACAUUCUUCCUUCCUGUAUGUAUAAAAAGGAAAGGUCGUGCUUUACUUGUCCUUCAAUACUCGAGCUCCGGAAAUACAAGGUGAUCUCAUCCACUUUCAUGAGUAGCUUUCGGCUGCGCAAUGUGGGCAUAAUGGCCGGACAUUUUAGUCAUAUUUUCCUGGUGGAUGCCUCGUCUGUCAUUGAACCGGAAGCUAUGGUGGCUCUGGCUAAUCUGGCGAAUGAGAGCACAGUCGUGACGGUAACCGGGGCACCCGGAAAUCAUUCGGGUUGGAUUCGUUCCGAUAUGGCGAGGGAAAACGGGUUGCUGGUAUCCUACUUCGAGAGACUCCGGGAUAGCAAGCUGUAUGACAGCCUCGAUUCAAAGGUUAUCACAGUGCUAAAAAACUCCAAUGAGACUUAGUGUGGGUAUUCUCUUCACGUUUUGCCAGUUGUGUUGAAUCCAUGGAUGAUAGAAUGUGUUUCUCUGUGAGUUUGUUUUAUCAUUUGGUGCACUAUUUUUGUACAAAAAAAUAACUCACUCUCCUCUUUUUUGGGGCUUUGUUUUGAGACUGUAAAAUGAUCCUCUUAACUUCCUGUUGGUUAUUGCAUCUUUUGCAAAUCA
Molecule: messenger RNA, 2867 nt
Organism: Rhododendron vialii
Lineage: Eukaryota; Viridiplantae; Streptophyta; Magnoliopsida; Ericales; Ericaceae
Exons: 5
Coding region: 174-2666 (830 amino acids)
Molecular function (GO): miRNA binding
Source: RefSeq, a predicted model, not a curated record